Drosophila pseudoobscura is the source of this 3179-nucleotide messenger RNA. RefSeq lists its product as uncharacterized. The record is from RefSeq and is a predicted model, not a curated record. The coding region runs from base 830 to 2644 and encodes 604 amino acids. The transcript has 2 exons. Lineage: Eukaryota; Metazoa; Arthropoda; Insecta; Diptera; Drosophilidae.
CAAUUGCAAUUCUCCAUUCUCUGAUCUUUUUUUGUCUUCUUUGCUUUUUGGCCGAAAAUUAAUAUAAAUCCCGCGAGUGUGUUGUCUUUUUUUUCAUUAUUUUUGUGCUGUGGAAAGUUCUUAAUUGUGAUAAAUUGUGGAGAAACGAAAACCGUUUGCUCAGCGGAAUAAUCAGCUAUAUCGCUUCCGAGUAAUUGAAUGCAAAGUUCCAUAGAAUCGGUGCAGCUUUGUGGGAACCAGCCACAUACAUGGCUACUUUCUGUUGUGGUCGUUGUUUUUCUGAUCUUUCUGCUGAAAUGCAGAAGAACCGUUACAAUUGUCCAUUGCCGCAGCAGGGCAGCACUCUCGGCGUCUCGCUCCACCCCAUUGAAGUUUCCAUUUCGAUGCAAGCGUGAGAAUAUUUAGCCCUCUUCUGCUUUUGCUUUUUAUUACAACACUAAAGAACUAAGAACUUAUCCGCCAACUAAUUACUCAAUAUACCCACACUAAUGCAGUUUUUGUACAUAAUUUAUGGGAAAGUUUAAUAAGCAUGCAUAUGUAUGUACAUAUGUAUGCAUGUGAAAGUGCAGGGAAUGGAAAGAGCAAAAGACAGAUCACUACUGAAUAGGUUUUUCAUACACGAUUCGAAUUCCAUUGCAGAUAGAAAAAGCGUUGCAUCUUUGCUUCAUUUGGAAUCAUCAUUUACAUAUCUGUCCAUCAUAUCCAUCCAUCCAUCAAUCCAUCAAUCCAAUACACCUGUUUCGCUCAGAAUGUGUAGCGCCGUUGAGUCGGAAGCAAACGUGGCGCCAUCUAGCGAGCGUUGAACCGCAUUUGAAGCCAAUUACAGGAAAUGCUGAAGCACGCCUCCAAUGCGAGCAGUGCCUCUGCCUCCGCCUCCGCAUCUGCCACCGUCCCGCUGCCCGUGCCACCGGUUACAGUGGCUUUGCCGCUCAAUGGACAGCUGCUGCGCACCGCUUCAGCUUGUGCCAACAGUAGCACAAGCAGCAGUAACAACAACAACAGCAACAGCCACAACGGGAACGGGAACGGAAGCAGUGGAAGCGGCAACAACACACCCUCCGUUCCAACAGGGGGAGCAACAGCCGCUGCAGGAGCAGGAGGAACAGCAGCAACCACCACCACCACGAGUGGCCCUGUGUCAGCCACUGCUGCAGCCGGGGCAGGCUCGCCAACACCCGCAGCAGCUGCCUUGGCCAGCACGGCACGCAACAUUCACCUGCGACCGCCCCAGCCACAGCCGCAGCAACAGCCCCUGAACAUAUCCGCUCUGAAUGCGUCCACCUGCAGCACCCUUCUCAAUGGCGGGUGCCGAGUUUCAAAUGCCGCCUCCAAUCUUCUUAACAUUGCCAUGCCAACGACCCCCACGCCACUGAAACCGCUGACGCCAUUGACGCCCCUCACUCCCAAUGGACACUGCAACAGCAAUGGGAGCCUGCACCAUCACACCUACACGAACCAGCACAUCCUGGCCAGCAGCCACCACCAGCAGCAGCAGCAGCAGCAACAGCAACAGACGCUGCCGCUGCCGGCACAGCCUCAGUUGUCCCACUCCCUGAUGCAGCCCCAAUCGCCACAGCAGCCGCAACAUAUCAGCCAACUUCAACAGCACAAUUACAGCAACUGCAAUAAUCUGAUCGGGAAUCCGAUCCUCCAGAAGCUGUCCAAGCCAGGACCAUCGCCUCGCGAAGCACUCACCAGUCUGGGUCUGCUGUGCUUGAGUUCCCUGCUUCUGGCGCUGCUCUCGCUGAUCUUCCUGCUGAAGAUCUCGCCGAAUGGCCGCGAUGAUGCCCUGUCCAGGGGCGUGAGCAGCGAGGACUUUAUCAUCGUUUACGACGUGACCCUGGCCUUGUGCGCCCUGUCGCUCUCCCUGAAUCUCUGUUGCCUGCUGGUCUGCGCCAUUCAGUUCCUGUUCGCCGUUAAGCUGCGUUCGCCAGCCUUCGAGGGGCGCGACAACAAGUAUCUGGAGAAAUCGAGUGCCAGUCGCACGUGUGCGGUUAGCGGAUUCUUCAUCUCCAUCCCGGUAUUCCUCACCGGCAUCAUUCUCUACACCUUCAAUCACUUCCACUCGACGCCCGCCAUCAUCACCAGCGUCCUCAUCGGCGUGGGUAUCGUCUUUUGCGGCGGCGCCAUGGUCCACAAUGUGUUCGUCUGGCAAAAGGAGAAGACCAUCAGCUAUCGCAGUGCCCCGCUGCACGGGACUCUUGUGGGAUCGCUGCCACACAACAUGUCGCUGCUAUCGGCGGCCCAGCUGCCACUGCCACUGCCGCUUUCUCUUCCGCCAGUACAGUUCCAUGCUGCCUCUCCGCCCCCACUGGCCCCGCCACCAAUGCAGCUGUACCAGGGCCACCAUGCCUGCAUGCUGCAGCCCACCUCGGUGACACCUGUCUCACCGAACCACUCGCACGGUAGCUUCAAUCCCCUGCUCUGCAACAACACCAUGGGUGGCGGAGGUGGAGCCAUCAAUUCAUCAUUCCUUGUCCGCCCGGCCACGGCGACGCCCCCCACGCCGAAGCCCAUUAGCGGGGGAGCCGGAAGCUGUCUGGUGGGUCGCGAGGCCAGCGGGUCAGUCAGUCCGGGCAUCCCGCCCACGCUCGACAUGAGCAACAUCACAAUCUCGCUGCAUGAGCUUUCCACGCUCGUCUAGACGAGCACAGCACAGCGCACCUAACCAACUGAUUAAUCAGUUUUAGACGUUAGCUAGUAGAUACAGACAUAGACCUAGGCGUAGACGUAGACGAAAUCCACCGUAAAACGUUGGUCUGCUGCUGCUGCCAAUGUCUCCUUCUUGCCGAUUUUCAAUCAUACGUUUCAUAAGGACAACUGCUGUAUAUAUCUGUACAUAUCUAUCUAUUUUAAGUAUCGACUUGGAAGUAAAUGUAAUUUUAAUUUUAAAUUAAAAUUCUACUGAUAAAAAAUUAAAUUUUGGCGCGUAAAAAUGGGCGAUCCGGCAACACCCAAACGGGUAUAGAGGGCGCCUUGUUCAAAAAGAGGGCGCGAGGAUUGGGAUCAUCGGCGAUUCGGCGGUAGAUCGCUAUCGAUAUCGAUAGCAAACGCGCGGCAGUGUAAGUUUAGUUUAUCGGAUACAAAUAUUGUUCACUGAAAGUGCUGCCUCAGCAUUCUCUCCCACUCUGCAAACAAUGGAAAGAAUAAAAAACUAUCAAUAUUGAUAUUGAUAAGGA